GUGCCCGAGAGGGGGGGAGGAUGAGCACCCCAAUAGGACAGACAAAAAGGUAAUGACCCAGGCUUAUGGAAAAACGACGACGAGCGCAGUCUGUUCAUGUGGCAAAGUCUGCAAGAACCAGCAUGGCCUGAAGAUCCACCAGGCCAAAAUGAAAUGCUUGACGGGGAAGCAGGUGGUGCAACGCACAGAUCUAGUACCUGGUGAGACGCAGGAGGAGCCCGGCCAGGAGUCAACCCACAGUGCCCAGACCCUCCAUGCCCCACAAGCUCCACCCCAUGUCAGGCAUUCCGAACAUCGCCGGGUCAGGUGGCCUGCUGCCAACAAGGAGAGAGAGUGGCUCCAGUUUGACGAAAAUCUGGACCAAGUGCUUGAAUCUUCAGCAAGGGGAGAUGCAGACCAGAAGUUGCGGAUGAUGUCUGCAAUGAUCAUCAGCAUUGGUGCUGAAAGGUUUGGCAUAAAGGAACAGCAGCCAACUAGAAGGCCAGGGGAGCCAAAUAGGCGGGAGGUGAAGAUUGGCCAGCUUAGGCAGGAACUUAGACUGCUUGGGUGGCAGUUUAAACAGACAAGGGAGGAGGAGAGGGCCGAGCUGGCAGAGCUCCGUAAAAUCCUGAGGAAGAAACUCACCACACUCCGCCGAGCCGAGUGGCAUAGAAGGAGGGGCAGGGAGAGAGCCAGGAAAUGCGCAGCCUUCAUCUCGAACCCCUUUGUCUUCACCAAGAAAAUCCUCGAGCAGAAGAGAAGUGGCCGUCUUACCUGUACUGAAGAAGAGGUCAACAAGUACCUAAGUGCCACCUACAGUGACAGCGCAAGAGAGGAAGAUCUCGGACCGUGCAGAACCUUGAUAACUCCAUCAGAACCCACUAAGGCAUUUAACACCAAGGAGCCAACUCUGAAAGAAGUUGAGGAGGUGGUCAAAACUGCUAGAACCAGCUCAGUGCCAGGCCCUAGUGGAGUGUCUUAUGUUGUCUACAAGAGAUGCCCCAGACUCUUGAAGCGACUAUGGACAAUCCUGAAAAUGAUCUGGAGAAGGGGGAAGGUGGCACAGCAGUGGAGACACGCAGAGGGUGUCUGGAUUCCGAAGGAGGAGAACUCAAGUAACAUCAAGCAGUUCAGGGUCAUCUCACUCCUCAGUGUGGAGGGCAAAAUAUUUUUUAGUAUUGUUGCCCGACGCAUGACGGAGUUCCUCCUGAGGAACAAUUACAUCGAUACCUCUGUGCAGAAGGGGGGAGUUCCAAAGGUUCCAGGAUGCAUCGAGCACACAGGAGUUGUUACUCAGCUGAUCCGGGAGGCACGUGAAGGCAAAGGUGACCUGUCAGUCCUUUGGCUGGACCUUGCCAAUGCGUAUGGGAGCAUUCCACACAAGCUGGUGGAAACCUCGCUUGUCCGACACCAUGUUCCAGACAAAAUCAAGGACCUCAUACUGGACAGUUACAGCUGCUUCAGUUUGAGAGUCACUUCUGGAACAAAAACAUCUGCAUUUCAUCAGCUUGAGAAGGGCAUUAUCACUGGAUGCACCAUUUCAGUGAUAUUGUUUUCCUUGGCUAUGAAUAUGCUGGUGAAGUCAGCUGAGGUAGAGCGCAGAGGUCCACUCACCAACUCAGGUAUGCGGCCCCCCAUCAGAGCAUUUAUGGAUGAUCUGACAGUGACUACAACAUCAGUUCCGGGCUGUAGAUGGAUCCUGCAAGGCCUUGAGCAUCUCAUCAACUGGGCCCGGAUGAGUUUUAAACCGGCCAAGUCCAGAUCCCUGGUAGUGAAGAAGGGGAGGGUUACACACCAGUUUCACUUCUCAAUAGGAGGUGUCCAGAUUCCAUCACUGGGAGAGAAGCCAGUUAAGAGCUUGGGCAAGAUCUUCGACUGCACCUUGAAGGACACCGCAGCACUCCAAGCAACAACGGAGGAGCUGGAAACCUGGUUUACAGCAGUGGAUAAGUCAGGGUUACCAGGCAAGUUUAAAGCCUGGAUCUACCAGCAUGGCAUCCUGCCACGACUCCUCUGGCCACUGCUGGUCUAUGAUGUGCCACUGACCACCGUCGAGUGCUUCGAGAGGAAGGUGAGCUGUUUCCUGUGGAAGUGGUUGGGCCUACCGAGAAGCCUCAGCAGCAUUGCCUUGUACGGGAGGAACAACAAACUGAAACUGCCCUUCAGUAGUCUGACGGAGGAGUUUAUGGUUACCCGUGCAAGAGAGGUGCUGAUGUAUAGGGACUCCAGUGACAUCAAAGUCUCUUCGAUGGGCAUAGAAGUAAGAACCGGCAGGAAGUGGAAGGCUCAUGAGGCAGUCGACCAGGCUGAAUCCCGCUUGCGACACAGUGAGCUGGUGGGAGCAGUGGCAUCCGGUCGGGCAGGUCUUGGGAGCAAUCCAAGACUUCACUUCAACAAGGCCCAGGGAAAGGAGAGGCACCAGCUAAUCCAGGAGGAGGUCCGAGCAGGGGUGGAGGAAGCCCGCUGCAGCAGGACAGUAAGGAUGUGGCAACAAGGAGCAUGGACCUGAUGGGAUGAGGCAGCUGACCGGAAGAUAUCGUGGAUGGGCUUGGCCGAGACUCCACUGUGCCCCCUCUGCCAGGGAGCUGGAUCGCUGGAGCACAUCUUGAGCUGCUGCCCUAGGGCACUAGCAGAUGGACGUUACCGCUGGCGCCAUGACCAGGUGCUGCGGGUCAUUGCAGACGUCAUCAGCACCGGGAUCUCCACCAGUAGGCACCAACAACUGACAAAGCAAUCCAUCACCUUUGUCAGGGCUGGGGAGAAGCCACAGCAGCACCGGGCUCAAGCAGGGGGGCUGCUAGCAACAGCUCGGGACUGGCAGCUGAAGGUCGACCUAGGGAGACAGCUCAUUCCUGAGAACAUCACAGUGACCACGCUCAGGCCAGAUAUAGUCCUGGUUUCAGAAACAACAAGGCAAGUGGUCCUGCUGGAGUUGACCGUCCCCUGGGAAGACCGGAUGGAGGAGGCCUUUGAGAGGAAGAGGGCCAAGUAUGAGGAGCUGGCAGGCGAAUGCCGAAGCAGGGGAUGGAGGACCCGAUGUAACCCCAUCGAGGUCGGAUGCAGAGGGUUUGUCAGCCAGUCUCUAAUCAGGGCACUCAAGAUGUUGGGCGUGAAGGGACUGCACAUCAGAAGAGCCAUCAGAAACAUAACUGACGCAGCAGAAAAGGCGUCAAGAUGGCUGUGGAUCAAGCGGGGGGAGCUGUGGACCACACAGGAUACUUAGACACAAGCCGGGACUUGAUCACCCCUGCUGGGUCGCCUGGGCGAGGGUG
Messenger RNA from Sphaeramia orbicularis (orbiculate cardinalfish), 3251 nucleotides. RefSeq lists its product as uncharacterized. The record is from RefSeq and is a predicted model, not a curated record. Lineage: Eukaryota; Metazoa; Chordata; Actinopteri; Kurtiformes; Apogonidae.